AUGGCGUCAUCAAAUGAAUCAAUUACAUUAAUUAUUCGUACAACAAAUAAUAAAUACGCAGAUUUUUUUCUGGAACUUUCCCCAUUAUUAACUGUUCAUGAUCUGAAACAAAAAAUAACAUUAAAUCAUCCAACUAAACCAAUACCUAAAGAUCAACGAUUAAUUUUUUCUGGUAAACUUCUUGAUGAUGCUAGUGUACUUAAUCAAGUAUUUAUUAAAUCAACAUCAGGAUCAUCAUUUAUGGUUCAUCUUGUUCUUGAUUCGGAUAAAAAUUCAUCUACACCAAGAAUAAAUCAAUCAACAACAGUAAGAGCACCUCCUGUUGUUACAGAACAACCUUCAUUAUCUGAAAAGUUAAACAAUUCUUCACAUUCAAAUACUUAUGAACAGUAUUUAGAAGAAUUAUAUACAUAUCAACAACAACUUCAACAAUUUAUAUCUAAUCCAAAUGCAAAUCCGCCAAUAUGUAAUUAUGAAAGUCAAGCUUAUUUACAAUAUUGUUAUACACAUCAUCAAAUGUAUCAAAAUUUAUUUGCCUAUCAAAGAACAGUAGUGUCACCAUUAACAGCAACAACAACAACUAAUAUUACUUCAACACAACAAUCAACUUCUAAUGAUACUAAUACCGCUCCUCCACCACCACCAGCAGCAGCAGCACAACAACCAGCAGCUGGAAAUAAUAAUAAUAAUGAACUUGAACAAGAGAAUGAUCUAUUAGGGGUGUUAAAUAUGUUAGUCGAAUUAUUUGUUCUUUGUUCAAUUAUUUAUUUUUAUUCAACAUUCAGUCGUUUUCUUGUUGUUUUUGUUAUUUUUGCUCUUCUCUAUUUACAUUGUCGUGGUUAUUUAUCUAUACAUAGGCGUCGACGUGCACAAGUACCACCGGCACCUGUUGUUCCUGAACAAGCUGCUGCUGCUGCUGCUGCAAAUGAUGUUGAACAAGGAGGAGAAGAUGAAAUUGAAGCUGAAGUAGUAGCAAAUGAGGCCCAAAAUCAGAAUGAUAUUGAACGUCAACGUCCUCCGCCACCUCCACCUGGUCCUGUUGGUGAAACUGAAGUAACAACAUCACGUCUUUUACUUACAGCUGUAUCAACAUUUUUUUCAUCAUUAAUUCCUGAAAGACCUCAACGUGCUUGA
This is a messenger RNA of Rotaria sp. Silwood2, 1134 nucleotides long. The record is from the annotation of a GenBank genome assembly. NCBI's taxonomy places the organism in Eukaryota, Metazoa, Rotifera, Eurotatoria, Philodinida, Philodinidae.